CUGAAAGGAAAUGACGUAAUUUGUACAAUUGCAUGCUUUUUGGAUGUAACCGCGGUUUGCUCAGGGUACACUGGUGAUCUAUUUUGAGAUAAAUGAUCAUCUAACCCAUUCUUAUAUAAAGUAACCUUUGUGGUGUCCGAGAGUGUGUGGACAUCUGCGAUUCAAUGGCGGGUCCAGUAAUGCAACAGCCCAGUUACUUACUGGCCAAUUUGAAAGCUGACUGGACCACAAAGCCUUUAUUACAGCGUUGCCAAGAACUGGUGAAGGUGAUAAAUGAUUACCCUGCAAAGGAGCUGCAUCUCAUCUUCCCAUGGUUGGUGGAGAGCAUCUUUGGCAGCUUAGAUGGUGUCAUUGCUGGCUGGAAUCUGCGUUUUCUGCUGAGCCGCACCAAUGAAUAUGGGAUUAUCAUGGAAUUUCUGGAACCCAACGGCCCAAUGAUGAAACUGGUGUACAAACUGCAAGCAGAGGAGUACAAGUAUGAAAUGCCUAUCAAUUAUCUGCCAGGCCCUGUAAAAGCAUCUAUUCAAGAAGGCGUCCUCCCAGACAGCCCUCUCUUUCAUAACAAGCUCCAGUUCCCCAUGUCUGGCCUGCUGACACUCAGUAUGUCUCUCAAUCCUUUUGAAUACUACAUGUUCAAUUUUGCCUCAAGUUUACUUGCACCAAAGACGUAUCUUUCAACGAAUGGCACCCCCACAGACAAUGCAUACUUUGUGCUGGUGGACACCUACCUCAAAUACUUCCUUCCCACAGAGGGCAAUGUGCCACCAUCACCGUUCUCAGAUACAAGAGGCACUGUGUCGCCUCCUGCGCCAAGGUCACCCAGUGUGCCAUUUGUCGGAUAUGGGGCACACAGCACUAGCCUUCUGAAACGGCACAUUUCCCAUCAGCCUUCAGUCAAUGCUGACCCUGCCGCCCAGGAAAUAUGGCGGUCAGAGACGCUUCUACAGGUGUUUGUAGAGCUUUGGUUGCACCACUACUCUCUUGAAAUGUAUCAGAAGCUGCAGUCUCCACAGGUGAAGUUGGCGUUGCUGCAGUAUCGCCUCAGUAUGUCCAGCAUGCUGUGCCAACCCCCUGCCCCGCCAGGCCCUGGGAGCCGCCACACCUACCAAGAGCCCUUCAGCCCCACGGAGGAGCACGUGCUGGUGGUGCGGCUGCUGGUCAAACACCUCCACGCCUUUUCCAACAGCCUGAAGCCUGAGCAGAUCUCCUCCUCCCCUUCCACUCACUCCCACGCCAGCCCUCUGGAGGAGUUCAAGAGGGUGGUGGUCCAGCGGUUUGUCCAGCAGAAGCUGUACAUCUUUCUUCAGCACUGCUUUGGCCAUUGGCCUUUGGAUGCCUCCUUCAGAGCGGUAUUAGAGACGUGGCUGAGCUACAUCCAGCCCUGGAGAUACACAGGAGAGAAGAACCAGCCAGCGGAUGGGCAGAUCAGAAGUGUUCCAGACAAGUGGGCUUCCUUCGUGCAAGAGAAUCUGCUGAUGUACACCAAGCUCUUCCAGGGCUUUCUGAACCGAGCAGUACGUACAGACCUGGUCAUCCCCAAGAAUGCUCAGAUGGUCUUCAGGGUGGCCAAAGUUUUCUCUCAGCCAAACUUGGCAGACAUGAUCCAAAAAGCUGAGCAGCUGUUCCUGGAGCCAGAGCUGCUCCACCACCGGCAACACCGGGUCUUCCUCACGCCGUCGCACGGUGGCAGCUUCCUGUCGUCCCGCCAGCCCGUCACCACCGACGCCGUCUUCAAGGUGAAGAGUCACGUGUACAGCCUGGAGGGCCAGGACUGCCAGUACAAGCAGAUGUUUGGCAACGAGUUACGGGGCACGGUGCUUAAGCUGGUCCAGAUCAUCGCUCAAGCUCGGCAAACGGCCAAGAGAAUAUCAGAUCACUCAGCCGAGGUGGCUGCCAACAACUCGUUCAUGUCCUGGUUUGGCAUGGGCUCAUCUGAGCUCAACAACUCACUUGGUGGGAGCGCGUUGGAUGACAUGGGUGGCGAGUGCAUCAAGAAGACCCAUGAAUUCCUGGACAAGGCACUGGACUCCCUGUGCCAAAUCUUCAGACUGAAUGCCGGGCAGCUGACGCAGGUAAUGGCCAAUGUGGCUUCAACAGAAGAUGACAUGGGGUCAAAACAGAUACCUGACUGCAUUCUAGGAGAGAAUGGACCCAUACUGACAGACACUGGCAGGAUGCAGAUAAUCAACGGUCUCCGCAGAUUUGACAUUGAAUACCAUGGGGAUCCAGAACUUCAGCCAAUCAGGAGCUUUGAAAAUGCCUUUCUUGUACGCGUCCUCUACCAGGUGUCCUCUUUUAUAAACAAUAGGUUUGGCGACCACAUGGCAGCGUUGUGCUCGCGGCCCGAUUUCCUGGGCUGUGUCGGACGUCACUACCUGACCAGCGCCCCAGUCUCACGCCGCAGCCCAACAACGCGGCGUAGCCUGGAGCGCCACACGCGGCCGCGGCUCAGCUUGCGCGGACUGGGAAGCUACCGCACACUGCUCUCGGCCCUGCUCCUCUAUCUGCUGGCUGCCCUGUUCGCCUUCGGCCCACUCUCCAGCACAGCCCUCAUCCUCGUGGUUGGCCUGAUCUAUGAACUGCUCACUCAUCUGCUGGGGCAGAAACUGAAGUCCCAAUAAACGGCAAAGUGUUUUUUUGUAUGUAAAUAGAGUUUGAGACAUUAACUGGACUGCCAUACACUGCACUACCGUGAGUGUCAGGGUCUAGACCAGUAUGAGAAUCUAGAGUUGUAAUUUAUUGGGCUGGGAUUUAGAUCUACCAGAGGGAUAAUGUGAGAUGUACCGAAACUUUGGUAUUGUACAGUUUAUUUUAGUUAAAAGGAAAGUCAGUGAAGGCCUUUAUAAACCACCUCUUAUAAUAAAACCAAAUAAGUAGUUCUGGUCAGUUAGUUUUUUAAUCAAGUAAAGAGUGUAAAUCAGUUUUGCACAAAGGAGCUCAUGGCUAAUUGAUGUAAAUUUAAGUCCCAGUAUCAGUUCUAGUUGCAUUUGUUGCUAUAUUCUGAAGCCUUGAUGUUGACUGCCAAAAUUUGCACUCUUGAUUUUUAUAAACAAAGUGAAAGAACGUUUUGUGAA
Alosa sapidissima (American shad) is the source of this 3074-nucleotide messenger RNA. It is a transcript of the gene smpd4, whose product is annotated as sphingomyelin phosphodiesterase 4. Lineage: Eukaryota; Metazoa; Chordata; Actinopteri; Clupeiformes; Clupeidae. Gene Ontology annotation, biological process: ceramide biosynthetic process; glycerophospholipid catabolic process; sphingomyelin catabolic process. Bases 165 to 2621 code for a protein of 818 amino acids. The transcript has 20 exons. The record is from RefSeq and is a predicted model, not a curated record. Gene Ontology annotation, molecular function: sphingomyelin phosphodiesterase D activity.